AUGCGUGCAGAUUGGAAUAAGCACUGGUGCCCAGCUACCGAUGGCAGCAGUGCUGGCUUCGAUGGGUGGACUGCCCACGAAGCUGCCUGCCUGCAGCGUUACUUUCCUUCUUUGGCAGACGAACUCUUUUGUUUAUGGCAGGACACCAUGGAACUUUGCAAUUCAAGCGAUGACUUGCCCCAAGACUUAGCCCUCCAGCUGUGGAGCUGGAGGGUUGUUGGUGUACCCAAAAAGUCCGAGUAUGACAGCCGCCCCAUCAGCGUCGGUUCCGUUUUGGUUCGGGCCUGGCAUCGUGCUAUGCUGUCCUGCUGUCCUGCCCCACCUGUGGGCCAAUGGUGUGGUAAGAAAAACUCCUCUGUUGUCAAGGCUACUGCCGAUUUCUUUGCUGCCAACACCGUCCACGUCGCCGAGACGGAUUUAAGUAAAGCAUUCGACCACCUGUGGCCUUCACUUGCCGAAGUGGCACUUGUCCAACUUGGUACUCCGCCACCUGUUGCUAUUAAGAGAGAAGACGUUGUCGAUCGUCUCUUUACUUGUCCUGGGACCAUUCAGGUUAAGUCCUUGUUUCGCGCUAUCACUCACGCUACCACCAAGUGGUGGUGUUAUGGUAGGUUUUGGUGCCAGCAAGUUGAAAACCACCCUGCUUUCGGUGUGGCCAUCCGUGGCCUUUGCAACGGACCUGGCCUCCUUUCCUCUGCCAGCCGCCAGCUCUCGGCGGCCCUCGCCCGGCAUGCCAGCGUGUUAUGCCUUCGCGUUGUUCGCACCACUCCCCAGCCUUUGUGGGUCAAAACCACCCGCCCUCCCGCCUCUCUUGGCAUCCCGCUAAGGGAUGGGCUUGCCACCUUUAACCAGGAAACACAAAUUGAUGUUGACAAUUGCGGCCACGGCUCUAACAUCCGUCAUGCCCUCCGCACGCGUGCCCGCCGCAUGCUGCUCUCUCGCAUCAAUCGCAGCAGGUUUGAUUGCGAAGGUGUCGAAGAUAUUGAUGUGGAUUGCACCAGGCACAAGGUCUGGUGCGACUGGAUCAAAUCUUUGUCGCCUCCUGACACAACUGCGCUGUGCAUCUGGCGAAGUGGGGCCAUCUGGACCCCCACGCGCCGAUAUCACAGACCUCGGGCCCCCCAGCCUGAACUCACUGUGUGCCCCUUUUGUGGGUACGAGGCCGCAAGCGCCCGUCACUUCUGGGCAGAUUGCCCCGGAUUCAACAACGCGCGGAGCGAGCUCCAAUCCAUGCAUCACAUCGCCGCCUCUUGGUGGCAGAGCCAACCUCGUUGCACCAGCAAAUCUGGUUGGAUCACUCGCCAGGCUGCACGCACGGCUGCGCUUCGUGCCCAUUGCGCAGUCGCUGCGUGCAAGCUUGGCAUCCGCAUUUACCACGCCGUAAGAACUUACCGUCAGCUCUUCCAUCCGGAGCAGCUCAUCUCCGGAAAGGAAGAUGCUGCAAACAACUUCGCGCGCGGCCACUAUACUAUCGGAAAGGAGAUCGUGGACUUGGUUCUGGACCGCAUCCGCAAGCUUGCCGAUAACUGCACCGGGCUUCAGGGCUUCUGCGUGUACAACGCCUGCGGCGGAGGUACCGGAUCUGGCCUCGGCUGCCUGAUGCUCGAGCGCCUGUCCGUGGAUUACGGCAAGAAGAGCAAGAUCUCCUUCACGGUGUGGUGCUGCCCACAGGUUGCCACUGCGGUGGUUGAGCCGUACAACACGGUCCUGUGCGUGCACUCCCUUCUGGAGCACACGGAUGUGACGAUCAUGUACGACAACGAGGCGCUCUACGACAUUUGCCGCAGGAACCUGGACAUCGAGCGCCCCACGUACACGAACCUGAACCGCCUCAUCGCCCAGAUCAUCUCCAGCUUAACUGCCUCGCUACGCUUCGAUGGAGCCUUGAACGUGGACAUCACGGAGUUCCAGACUAACCUGGUGCCCUACCCGCGCAUCCACUUCAUGCUGACGUCCUACGCCCCCGUCAUCUCUGCGGAGAAGGCCUACCACGAGCAGCUGUCCGUCGCCGAGAUCACCAUGUCCGUCUUCGAGCCGGCUUCAAUGAUGGUGAAGUGCGACCCACGCCACGGCAAGUACAUGGCCUGCUGCAUGAUGUACCGUGGCGACGUGGUGCCGAAGGAUGUGAACGCUGCCGUGGCCACCAUCAAGACCAAGCGCACCAUCCAGUUCGUGGACUGGUGCCCCACCGGCUUCAAGUGCGGCAUCAACUAUCAGCCGCCUACCGUGGUGCCCGGUGGUGACCUGGCAAAGGUCAUGCGCGCCUGCUGCAUGAUCUCGAACAGCACGGCCAUUGCGGAAGUCUUCUCACGCAUUGACCACAAGUUCGACCUCAUGUACUCCAAGCGUGCCUUCGUCCACCACUACGUCGGGGAAGGCAUGGAGGAGGGUGAGUUCUCCGAGGCUCGAGAGGAUCUGGCGGCGUUGGAGAAGGACUACGAGGAGGUUGGGAUCGAAACUGCGGAAGGAGAAGGAGAGGAGGAGGGCUACGGCGAUGAGUUCUGA
Messenger RNA from Symbiodinium pilosum, 2505 nucleotides. Lineage: Eukaryota; Dinophyceae; Suessiales; Symbiodiniaceae. The record is from the annotation of a GenBank genome assembly.